Linum tenue is the source of this 2766-nucleotide messenger RNA. The record is from the annotation of a GenBank genome assembly. NCBI's taxonomy places the organism in Eukaryota, Viridiplantae, Streptophyta, Magnoliopsida, Malpighiales, Linaceae.
CCCAUUUAUUUCGUGCCCGUGCUCGUGUCGUGCUCUAACCGUGCCGUGCCGUGCUAGCCCGUGGGCGGCACGGCCCGUUGCCCACGUACAGCCACAACGACGACAAUGGCGGCCAGAAUAUUGCAAAGAGGGAAAUCAAAGGCACCGUGGUGCUGAUGAAGAAGAACGUGCUGGAGUUAAAUGACGUCAACGCUUCGGUCGUCGAUCGCUUCGACGAGCUCUUGGGGCGGGGAGUAUCCCUGCAACUCAUCAGCUCCGUUCAUGGCGACCCUCAGAAUGGCAACAAGGGCAAGCUUGGGAAGGCAGCGUACUUGGAGAAGUGGAUCACAACAAUAGCUCCAUUAAAAGCCGGCGAAACAGCCUACGAUGUCAGCUUCGAGUGGGAAGAAGAAGAGAUCGGAGUUCCAGGAGGGUUUCUUAUCAAGAACAAUCACCAAACGAGUUCUUCUUAAAGUCUCUCACGCUUGAAGAUGUUCCUGGGGAAGGAAGAAUCCACUUCCCAUGCAACUCCUGGGUUUAUCCUGCCAAGAACUACACCAACGACCGCGUUUUCUUCACAAACAAGGUUUGCUCAACGCUGCAGUUUGUUCGUGCUUCUGUUAGGUUAAAAUGACUCCAUGGUUAACGUUUUCCUCCUGUUAUUUUUGAGCAACAGUCGUAUCUGCCACAUGAGACGCCAUUGCCAUUGGUGAAAUACAGAGAAAAAGAGCUGGUUGCUUUGAGAGGAAAUGGGGAAGGGGCGCUCAAGGAAUGGGACCGAGUGUAUGAUUAUGCUUGCUACAAUGAUUUAUGGGAUCCUGAUGAUGGGGAUGCAGAUAAUGCCAGACCAACUCUGGGAGGAUCGGCUGAGUACCCUUAUCCUCGUAGGGUAAGGACUGGCAGGCCGCCCUCUAAAUCAGAUCCAAAUGUAGAGAGCAGGCUAUCACUACUGAUGACCCUAGACAUAUACGUCCCAAGAGACGAGAGAUUUAGUCACCUGAAGCUGUCGGAUCUCCUUCUUAACGACCUCGAAGCCAUCGUUCAAAUCGUGAAGCCUGAACUGGAGGAUAUGUGCUCUGGAAAUGGGAAUGAAUUUGAUUCAUUUGAUGAUGCUUUGAAGCUAUACGAUGGAGGGGUGAAGCUCUCUGGAGGUCCUACACUCGAUAACCUCUGGAAGAAUAAUCCUUUAGAUAUCAUCAACCUGAAAUACCCUUUGCCAGAAGUGAUCAGAGGUACAUAAAUAAGUACGGUAUGUAUACAGGAAGGAUGACAAUGGAGAUUUAUCGAUGGAAAUGUUGGCUGGGCUCAACCCUGUUAUCAUUAGUCUUCUUCAAGAGUUUCCACCGAGGAGCAAACUGAAUGCUAAAGUCUAUGGCAAUCAAGACAGUUCGAUUAGUGAAGAACACAUAAGGCAUUUCCUGAAAGGAUUGACGGUAGCUGAGGCAAUCAAGAGCAACAAGCUAUUCAUACUAGAUCACCACGACACAGUGAUACCAUACCUAAGAAGGAUUAACGACAACACCACCUCCAAAACAUACGCAACAAGAACAAUCCUAUACCUGCAAAACGAUGACACAUUGAAGCCAAUGGCGAUCGAGUUGAGCUUGCCACAUCCCGGCGGAGACCAGUUCGGAGCCAUUAACAAAGUCUACACUCCACCACCUGCAGAUCAAAAGGAGGGAAGCCUUGAAGAAAUCAUUUGGCAGUUGGCCAAAGCAUAUGUAGCAGUAAACGAUUCUGUCUCCCACGAGCUCAUUACCCACUUCUUGCACACUCAUGCCGUGAUAGAGCCAUUUGUAAUUGCAACAAACAGGCAGCUGAGCCUAAUCCACCCGAUCUACAAGCUUCUGCACCCUCAUUUCCGAGAUACUAUGAGCAUAAACGCCAUUGCGAGACAGAUCCUCAUCAAUGGCGGAGGAGUGGUGGAGUUGGCGUUCUACCCUGCCAAGUACUCCAUGGAAUUCUCUUCUUCACUAUAUAAAGACUGGAACUUCACUGAGCAAGCCCUCCCUCAGGAUCUCAAGAAAAGGGGAAUGGCAGUUCCUCACCCAGAGUCCAAACACGGCCUCCGACUUCUGAUCAAAGACUACCCAUACGCCAUCGACGGGCUUGACAUCUGGUCGGUGAUAAGAAACUGGGUAUCCGAUUAUACAUCACUGUACUACAAAACCGAUGAGGCGAUUCGGAGUGAUACCGAGCUCCAAAUGUGGUGGAAAGAACUGGUGGAGGUCGGCCAUGGGGACAAGAGAGACGAGCCUUGGUGGCCCAAGAUGGAAAAUCGAGAAGAGCUCAUUGAAUCGUGCACGACGAUGAUAUGGAUUGCGUCGGCGCUCCAUGCGGCCACGAAUUUUGGGCAGUACACUUACUCCGGCUACAUGCCCAAUCGCCCCACCAACAGCCGGCGAUUCAUGCCGGUGGAAGGAACGGCAGAAUUCGAGGAGCUGAGAGAGAACCCAGAUAGGGCUUUCAUGAGGACGAUCACGGCGAAGCUUCAGACGCUGCUGGUGAUCUCGCUGAUUGAAGUUUUGUCAAUGCAUUCCUCGGACGAGGUUUAUCUAGGUCAGCGGGAUACAGCGGAGUGGACGGUGGAUUUGGCGGCGGCGGCGGCGUUCGAGAGGUUUGGGAAGGCAUUGGCGGAAGUUGAGGAGAGGAUUGUGGAGAGGAACAGAGAGGAGAAGCUGAGGAAUCGGCAUGGACCGGUGAAGAUACCAUACACUCUGUUGUUUCCGUCCAGUGGGGCUGGUAUGACCGGCAAGGGGAUUCCAAAUAGUAUUACUAUUUGAAAAA